Sesamum indicum (sesame) is the source of this 1834-nucleotide messenger RNA. Its product is annotated as polyol transporter 5. Gene Ontology annotation, cellular component: membrane. Gene Ontology annotation, biological process: transmembrane transport. The record is from RefSeq and is a predicted model, not a curated record. NCBI's taxonomy places the organism in Eukaryota, Viridiplantae, Streptophyta, Magnoliopsida, Lamiales, Pedaliaceae. Gene Ontology annotation, molecular function: carbohydrate:proton symporter activity.
UUGUAUUUCAUUCAUUCACUUAUAGCAUUAUUGUACUCUCCUUCUUACUUGGCUUUCUCCUCUCCCUCAUCAUGACGACUCACCAGAAACCAGCCGAUGCCGAUGCCGAUGGUGUUCCCGGCGAGCCCACCGAAGCCCGCCGGUUGCUGAGUACCACCUCUCCGACGAAGCAUAAAAGGAACAAGUACGCUUUGGCUAUCUCCGUUCUUGCCUCCAUGACAUCCGUCUUGCUCGGAUACGACACAGGGGUUAUGAGUGGAGCCACAAUCUACAUCAAGAGAGACCUCAAAAUCUCCGACGUCCAAAUCGAGAUCUUAGUGGGCACCAUCAACAUCUACUCGCUGCUCGGCUCCGCCGUGGCUGGCCGGACCUCCGACUGGAUUGGGCGGCGCUACACCAUCGUCUUCGCCUCCGCCAUCUUCUUUGCCGGAGCUAUUCUCAUGGGCUUCGCCGCCAACUACGCCUUCCUCAUGGUGGGGCGCUUCGUGGCUGGCAUCGGUGUUGGCUACGCCCUCAUGAUCGCGCCGGUGUACGCAGCCGAAGUGGCUCCAGCCUCCUGUCGUGGCUUCCUCACGUCUUUCCCCGAAGUCUUCAUCAAUUUCGGUGUUUUGCUUGGAUACGUAUCAAACUAUGCGUUCGCCAAGCUUCCUUUGAAACUGGGAUGGCGGCUGAUGCUCGGAGUCGGCGCCGUCCCCUCUAUCUUCCUCGCCAUUGGGGUGCUGGCCAUGCCCGAAUCCCCUCGCUGGCUAGUCUUGCAGGGCCGCCUCCGCGAUGCCCAGAAGGUGCUCGACAGAACUUCCGACUCACCCCAAGAAGCCCAAUUACGCCUUGCUGACAUCAAACAGGCGGCGGGGUUGCCGGAAAACUGCGGCGACGACGUCGUAUCGGUCCCCAAACGUAGCCGCGGGGAGGGCGUCUGGAAGGACCUGCUCCUUCGGCCCACCCCCACCGUCCGCCAUAUUCUGAUCGCGGGCCUCGGAAUCCAUUUCUUCCAGCAAGCGAGCGGUAUAGACGCGGUGGUCAUGUACAGCCCGAGGAUAUACGAAAAAGCGGGUAUACGAAACGACUCCGACAAGCUGCUCGCCACCAUAGCCGUCGGCGUGAGCAAAACCAUGUUCAUCCUGGUGGCUACAUUCUUGGUCGACAAGGUGGGGCGGCGGGUUUUGCUCCUCACCAGCUGCGGCGGCCUGGCAGCGUCGCUGUUCGGACUGGCCACUGGAUUGACUCUCAUUGAUCACUAUGAUGAUCAAAAGCUAACGUGGGCCGUGGUGCUAUGCGUCGCCACAUCGUUGGCUUGCGUAGCAUUCUUCUCAAUAGGAAUGGGGCCAAUUGCGUGGGUGUACAGCUCCGAGAUCUUCCCACUGAGGCUGAGGGCUCAAGGAUGCAGUAUGGGAGUGGCAGCGAAUAGGUUCACCAGUGGGGUGGUGUUGAUGACAUUUAUAUCAUUGUAUAAAGCUAUUACCAUUGGUGGUGCAUUCUUUUUGUUCACUGGGGUUGCUGUUAUUGCUUGGAUUUUCUUCUACACAUUGCUGCCUGAAACACAGGGGAGAAACUUGGAGGAGAUAGAGGCCCUGUUUGGCAGUUUCUUCAGGUGGAGGUCCACCAUGAGAGAGUUGAAGAGAAAGAAAUUGGAGCAAGACAGUGCUACUUGAAUCUUUGUUGGUUUCUUACAUUUUCCUCAAAAACAAUACCAGACCUUGGAUGGUUAUUACAGUAAGAUAUGUUAAGAAUCCAAUGAAUGGGUUUUCUCUAUUUCUAGUUUGUGGGCACUUGAGGAAAGCAACAUUUGUUAAUUUUUGAGAUGCUGUUUGAGCAGACAAGUUCCUUAAAAUGA